AUUUCCUUGAGGUCGACUGACAGGGGACAUUUUCGUCUUUUCCUACUUUCAGAACUCGCUUUUGGUUUCUUCUGCCCUUUCCCUUCCCCCGACAGCUUCAUUUAGCCGUUGCUUUUCAAAUUCAAAUGCGAUCUCCCUAACUCCUCAUCUCUGUCUCUCUCUCUCUCCGACUAUAAUAAGCCUCUACACACCUCUUUAAAUCCAGUCGAACAGAUGGAUAACCAAAUCGCCGGAAACCGAAGAACUCUCCGGCGACGGCCACUCCAGCCGAGAAACACUCCGGUAACUCUAGCCAUAGAGCUUCCAGCAAAGCCAGCUACAUUUAGAGAAACCCCACAUUUUAUGCAAACCAGAUUAGAGCCCGACGACAAAGAGAACAGUGAGGUCACCACCGCACUACCAUUACCAGCAAUGGCUUCCAGUGAUUUCCUUCUACCUGCAGAAGCGUUGUCUUUGUCAGAGGAACUCGAAGCAGCUCGGCGGCAAAAGGAGAGGCUGAGAUUGGAGAGGGAGAAGACGGAGACAAUGCUGAGAGAUAGAGACCUGGUUCUUGAGAAGGAAGCAAGAGAGGCCGAGAUGAGAGAUCUUCAGCAUAUAGAGGUUGAGAUGAAGCUCCAAAGCCUCCUCCGUCUAAUAGAGCUCAGAUCUCUACUUAGAUUUGAAACGAUUAGUUCACUGAGAAAACAAGAGGAAGAAAAAAGAAAAGAGAAGCUUUUAAUGGAGCAAAACUGUUUGUCUUCGACGAGAUGUGAAGUAGAAGAAGCAGAGACCUCCACAGCUAAAGAGAAAGGGACAGCUUCUCCUAUAUCUGUUUCUAACUGAUCAGUUCUCAGCUUGUAUUCAAUGUUGUUCUAUCUGGUUCUUCUGCAUAAUAUAUACUUGGUUUUCAUGAUUACAGAGCUCUGAUCCCAUUUACUCAUCAGAGGGGAUUUGUAAGGGCUUCUGUAAUUCGCAUCAGUUAAGCACAAAUGAAUUGAGAAAUUCAUACAAUAUUUUUUGUAUUAAAGUUUUAAUGCAGAAAUAUGGAAAAAAAUUCCUUAUGUUCUGAACAAAUCAGAUAUGAGGUAUUCUUAGAGUUCUAAAAAUAUUCCUCAA
Dendrobium catenatum is the source of this 1095-nucleotide messenger RNA. Its product is annotated as high mobility group B protein 6. The record is from RefSeq and is a predicted model, not a curated record. NCBI's taxonomy places the organism in Eukaryota, Viridiplantae, Streptophyta, Magnoliopsida, Asparagales, Orchidaceae. The transcript has 3 exons. Bases 214 to 822 code for a protein of 202 amino acids.